CAGUGCACCCUUCGUUUCCAUGUCACGUCACGAUUGGGGUCGGCCAAUUUAUUGGGGUUUGCCAUGAACCUUAAAAUGGCGCCUGGCAAAUCCUGCAGAAAACCUGCAGGCUGCAGCUGGCGGAGCUUGUGAUGAACAUUGGGCAUUACCUAUAAUAAGAUCGGCAGGCGCUGCAACCUCAACCUCCAGCCCGCGUCGAAACAUUCCAUCGCGCUCUCACGCACCUUGUGUUCGAGCAAGUUCGCCCACAACGGUCUGUCGACAUGGGCGUCUUCGAGAAGUCCUCCGACGGAGGGGCGGCUUCCAAGGAGGAGGUCAAGGACCCUAUCCAGGCGAACGCAGCAGCCGACGAUGUCGAGACCGGUGACAUCAAGCAGGAGGACAAGUAUGCCUACGAUGACUCGCGCAAGCUGGGCAUCACGGGCGCCGUGUUCCUCAUCCUCAACAAGAUGAUCGGCACCGGUAUCUUCUCGACGCCCUCGAGCAUCUUCGCGGCGACCGGGUCCGUCGGUGUAAGCCUGAUGCUAUGGGUGAUUGGUGGCUUUCUCACCUUCUGCGGCCUGAGCGUCUGGCUCGAGUUCGGCCUGGCCAUUCCCCGGUCGGGCGGUGAAAAGAACUACCUCGAAUACAUCUAUCGCCAUCCCAAGUAUCUCGCAACGUGCGUCCUGGCUUCGCAGAUGAUCCUGCUCGGCUUCUCGUCUGGUAACUCGCUCGCUUUUGGGCGCUACAUCCUGUACGCGGCACGCGGCGAGCUCAAGGACACCUACCAGGCGCGCGGCAUCGGCGUGGCAUGCGCGACCUUCGCCGUGGUGCUGCACUCGGUGGCGCCUAAGUGGGGUGUCCGGCUCUUCAACCUCCUGGGCGUCUUCAAAGUGGCCGUGCUGCUAUUCAUCGUCUUCUCGGGCUUUGCCGCGCUGGCCGGCCGCCGUUUGGUGUCCGACCCGCACAACUUUGACAACGCGUUUGCCAUCGAGUCCGGCGAGGGAUACGGCGGCGGCGGCGCGUACGCCUACUCCAACGCCCUGCUCAACAUUGUCUACAGCUUCAAGGGCUGGGAGAACGCAAACUACGUGCUCAGCGAGGUCAAGAACCCGCGCCGCACACUCACCAUCGCCGCGCCGCUCGCCAUCGGCGGCGUGACCAUCCUGUACGUGCUCGCCAACGUUGCUUACUUCGCCGCCAUCCCCAAGUCGGACCUGGCGACUUCGGAGGUCAUCGUGGCCGGGCUCUUCUUCAAGAACGUCUUCGGCGAUAGCGCCGGCGCCCGCACCCUGCCCGCCUUCGUCGCGCUCAGCAACCUGGGCAAUGUCCUGGCCGUCAGCUUCGCCCACGCCCGGUUGAACCAAGAACUCGGAAAGGAGGGUCUGUUGCCGCUAAGCCGCUUGUGGGGCUCAAACCGGCCGUUCAACUCGCCCGCAGCAGCUCUAUUCCUCCACUGGCUCGUCACCGUGAUCGUCCUUCUGGCCCCGCCCCCCGGACCGGCCUACAACUUCAUCGUCAACCUGUACACCUAUCCUGGCGCUUGGAUCAACGCCUUCGUCGCCGCGGGGCUCAUCUACCUCCAGUACCAGAGGAAGGAGCCGUGGAACCCCGGGUGGCGCACGUGGCUGCCCAUCACCGUCAUCUUCUUGCUGUGCAACGCCUUUUUAGCCGUCGUGCCCUUCAUCCCGCCGGCCGAUGGGGAUUUCUGGGCCGAGGGGUAUCCGUACUACGUGUUCCCUGUCGUCGGCGUCGGCGUUCUCAUCUUGGGCGGCAUCUACUGGGUGCUGUGGACUAAGUUCUGGCCAGCCGUUAGGGGCCACAAGAUCGUGGCGGACCGGAUCUUGGACGAACAAGGGGUGGAGGUUAUCAGGUAUCGGAAAGUCAAGACGCAUGCUGCGUAGGGCCUCUGGCAGUCCGUGCGCUGCCGAGGGUUAGUUAUGUAUCGUACGAUUUUUUUGAAGUCCGUCAAACUGCUUGCUAGUU
Messenger RNA from Thermothelomyces thermophilus ATCC 42464, 1965 nucleotides. RefSeq lists its product as uncharacterized. Gene Ontology annotation, molecular function: L-amino acid transmembrane transporter activity. The transcript is spliced from 3 exons. The record is from RefSeq and is a predicted model, not a curated record. NCBI's taxonomy places the organism in Eukaryota, Fungi, Ascomycota, Sordariomycetes, Sordariales, Chaetomiaceae. Gene Ontology annotation, cellular component: membrane. Bases 264 to 1883 code for a protein of 539 amino acids. Gene Ontology annotation, biological process: amino acid transmembrane transport.